This is a messenger RNA of Peromyscus eremicus (cactus mouse), 5564 nucleotides long. It is a transcript of the gene Arhgef5, whose product is annotated as Rho guanine nucleotide exchange factor 5. Gene Ontology annotation, biological process: activation of GTPase activity; intracellular signal transduction. Gene Ontology annotation, molecular function: protein binding; guanyl-nucleotide exchange factor activity. Gene Ontology annotation, cellular component: nucleus; cytoplasm. The coding region runs from base 105 to 4940 and encodes 1611 amino acids. The record is from RefSeq and is a predicted model, not a curated record. NCBI's taxonomy places the organism in Eukaryota, Metazoa, Chordata, Mammalia, Rodentia, Cricetidae. The transcript is spliced from 15 exons.
GGGGCGGCCUGGCCUGGCUGGGGACCGCGGCGGGCGCCCGGACCUGGAGGGGACUCUCGGGCCGGUCCGGGGCAGCAUGUGACUCCGACCAGGAUUCAGCCCUGAUGGAGGCUGAGCAGCCUGAACAUGGAGCACCUGCAUCCAUCCCUGCCAUAGAGGAAUCGAAAGCUAUCCCUGAAGCUAUCAUGAGGAGCAGUCAGAUCCCUGCCCUGGAGCCUGAAGCUCAAGAAGGCCAAGACCCAUCCUACAAGUGGGCAGAUGGACACAGACCCCUCAUGGGCCAGCCACAGGAGUUAAGGGACAUGAGUGACCACACACCUGAUAGUAUGGGAUUUUUCUUAAAGGAAGUUUCUUCAGAUGUGGAGACCAACCAGGAAAUCCUUGUGGCUGAGGCCUUCCACACUCCAGACCCGCUGGAAGCAGUGUCCCAGAGCCUUAAAGACAGUCUGUCAAGAACAAUAGCUGUCCCUGAGCUCUUGGCCUGUGCUGUUGGGGAGGAAUGGCUAGACAAAUCCAGCAAACUAGACAGCACAGUGGAGCUAGAAUUGCAGCCAGAACUCAUGUCUUUGACAUUGGCAAUUAGCAAAGCAAAAGAAGAGAAAGAAACCUCUCCAGACCCUUCGAGCCCUAGAGGAUUUUGGCCUCCCUGCAAAAAGCACCCUGGUGAGACAGACCAGUCUGAGGGCCGUGGAAGCGGACUGGUCAGGCAGUGGAAACAGCUGCAGAUGGAGGCCACGCAAGAAGAGCAAGGUCAAGAAGGCCUCCUCCGACCUCAGGAGGCCCAGGGACUCGAGGGGCAGGAAGUCAAAAUUCAGGAGGAAGGAACUCUGAGGGGAGACAUUUGUUCUGAUGGGCUUCCGGGGGCUCGGGAAGACAAAGAGGAGGUUAGUGGCAGUGAGAAAGAACAGGAACGAGUCCAAAACCAUAGAAUGCUUGGAGGACAGAGGGGCAGAAAGGGACUCAGUGGGGAAUUGGAGGCUCUGGAUUACAGUGAGUGGGGUCAAGAGGACAGGGAUAGGAGGGUUCAGGGCCAGAGAGAUUCAGAAGAGGAGGCAUGGGACAGGGAACUAAGAGAGGUGGAAGAGAGGAGGGCAGACUCUCAGUAUGCAGAGAAUCAAAGGUUAGUAGUGAAGUCAGAGAAUGUAAGUGGAAAGCAGGGAGAUAUUGAUGAAACCCGAAAAGUGAUGCCAGGAGAAGGCCAGGAGGAGGCUGAGGACCAGGAGGAGGCUGAGGGCCAGGAGGAGCUUGUAGACUCAGGUGAGGGGGAGCGAGGGAAUGGGGAAGGGGGUGGACAGGCAGCCGCGGAAGGGAGGAGAACAGAUGAGAACAACAAGCAUUGUCCUCCAGUGGAUCUCAUAGCUCCUGAGGCUCUCUCUUCAGGAGCAUUGUUUCCAGACAUCUCUUGCUCUGUGGCCGAUAUUCCUGGGGUUCAGAGGGAACCUGUUCCCAAGGAGCAGAUCCCCCAAGCUCUGACUCCUGUACAGGAGCCAGUAGAAUGGUCUCACCAACCCAUUUCUCCACCUGCCUCUUUUGCUACUGAAGAACCCACUGAUGACAGGACUCACAACAGCCAGCAAGGAGGAUUCAGGCUGAAGAAAGGGACAGCGUCUCUCCAGGGGACCGAGGUUGUCUCUGCUAGUGUAUCUAUGACUCCUCCAAGGACACCGGAUCCAGCUCCUUUCAGUCCCACUGAAGUCUUCCCCAUCACUGCCACCCUGUCACCUGUUAGCCCUCCAGUUGUCCUUCCUCAGAAGGACACCCUAGCAGCCUCUCUCUCGACUGACACUCCACCUCAUUGUGGGGCACUUGAGGCUCCUCCGAUUCCUGCAAAAACUCGCAAGGACCCAUGUGCCACCCCUGACAAGGCCAACGCUCAUAGCCCUCUCGCCAGCUACCCUGGAGCCGCCCAGCAUCUAAGAAGUAACUCGUUCCCAGGCUCUCACAGGACAGAGCAGACUCCAGACACCGUGGGAAAGUCUUUUUCUUUCUCUCAUUCAGAAUUACCACAGAGGCCCCCCAAGCCUGCCAUCUAUGGCUCUCUGAUCCCACGAAGAGACAGAAGAAGUAGGGACGGCAUCGUCUUCUCAGAAUCCUCUGCUGCUUUCUUUGCUUUGAGACAGGACUCCGAAGGACUCACUUCAAAUCCAGAGAGGCCCAGCGAGCCUCAUGGUAGUCCGCUGUGGGGCUCCCCACAGAACUCAGCCUUUGCCGGAGGUUCUCCUGGGAAUGUUUCUUCUCUAUCCACUGUCUCCAUGGAUAUGAGGAAACAUGAAGCCUUGCCCCCUCCUCCCCCAGAAAAGAGACAUAGCUACAGUUCCGUGGUGGAGAGAGAUGGCCAUCUUCAUGUAGUAGCCCCUACAGUGAAGCGAUAUAGUCAUCCUCCUCCCUUGGCCCUAAGUUCAGGGCUACCUGGAUCUCCUAAAGGCUCAUUUCCGCUAGUUCCUGACUCUGUUGUGGCAAGGCAGCACCGCCCUCUGCCAGCCACCCCAGAAAACCCCCACCAUACUCAGACCUCCAUGUCCUCCAGGCUAAGAUACAACAAACCAUUACCCCCAACUCCCGAUGUGCCUGACCUCUGCCAUUCUCCCCUCUCUCCCUCUAGUGUACCAAAGAUGUACAGGCCUCUACCCCCAGUCCCUCCACCCCCAGUCCCUCCAACCCAAGUCCCUCCAUCCCAAGUCCCUCCACCCCAAGUCCCUUCCUCUGAACCACCCCCAUUACCACCAAAAUCCAGGGAGAGAAGCAGGAGUAUCCAGGGGGGAGUUAUACUUUCAGGGGGUCAAGCCAAACCAAGACCCACUGGCCAAGACUGGACAGUCUCUAUACUCUCUGUUGGACGGACCUCUUGGCCCCCGGCUACAGGCAGAUCAACAGAAUCAUUGGUUCCCACCAGUGGGAGUGUUAGUGAAGUGUCCCCUGGCCUGGCUUUCAGCAACAUGAUAAACCUUCUAAAUCCCUCUUCCCCUACCACUCCCUGUAUCCCGGAACUUCAGAGACGUACCAGUAAGGAUGAGUCGGAGCUCACCGAAGAGUCUGAGCCCCCAGUGAGAGGAUCGUUUAGAAGAUCAGUCCCUCAGGAGGGAUGUAAUGACACACAGAGGUCAGCUUUAGGACCAAAAAAGCAGUCAGAAAAACCGAUCCACCAGCAACUGGAGAAGGCAUGCAGCUGGCCCCACAGGCAGGACCCCGCGAGAACAGAGAGUGUCAGUGAGCAGGCCGGGGGCCAGGCCUCCAACAAGCACAAGGGCUGGAACCGGCAAGGCCUGCGGAGACCUUCUCUGUUGCCCGAGAGCUCUGCAGAUUUAAGAAAUCCAAGCAUGGGAAGACCUCCUGGCUCUUCAGAUUCUGUGGUUUUCCGGGAGAAGAAACCGAAGGAGGGGACAGGAGGCUUUUCAAGACGCUGCUCCAAGCUCAUCAACUCCUCCCAGCUACUUUAUCAGGAGUACAGUGAUGUUGUUCUGAACAAGGAGAUUCAGAGCCAACAGCGGCUGAACAGCCUAGCGGAGGCACCUGGACUCUCUUCCCCCCGACAUCGUCGAAAGGCAAUGGUGUCUUCAGACUCCUACCUACAGCGCCUCUCCAUGGCCUCCAGUGGCUCCCUCUGGCAGGAAAUCCCUAUGGUGCGCAACAGCACAGUGCUGCUCUCCAUGACCCAUGAAGAUCAAAAACUGCAAGAGGCCAAAUUUGAGCUGAUCGUGUCAGAGGCGUCUUACCUUCGCAGUCUAAACAUAGCUGUGGAUCAUUUCCAACAUUCAGCUCAACUUCGCGCCACCCUGUCCACCCAGGAUCACCAGUGGCUCUUCUCCCGUCUACAGGAUGUGCGAGAUGUCAGCACCACGUUCCUUUCCGACCUAGAAGAAAACUUCGAGAACAACAUCUUCUCCUUCCAAGUGUGUGAUGUUGUCUUGAAUCAUGCCCCAGAGUUCCGCCGAGUCUACCUGCCUUAUGUCACCAACCAGACCUAUCAGGAACGCACCUUCCAAAGCCUAAUGAAUAGCAACAGCAGUUUCCGAGAGGUCUUGGAGAAGCUGGAGAGUGACCCCAUCUGCCAACGCCUGUCUCUCAAGUCCUUUCUGAUACUGCCCUUCCAGCGUAUCACCCGUCUUAAGUUGCUACUCCAGAACAUUCUGAAGAGAACCCAGCCUGGCUCCUCAGAAGAGGCAGAGGCCACAAAGGCACACCAUGCCCUGGAGAAGCUGAUCCGAGACUGCAACAACAACGUCCAGAGGAUGCGGCGGACAGAGGAGCUCAUCUACCUGAGCCAGAAGAUUGAGUUUGAGUGCAAAAUUUUCCCACUUAUUUCCCAAUCUCGAUGGCUGGUGAAGAGUGGGGAGCUGACAGCCCUUGAGUUCAGUGCUUCCCCAGGGCUGAGGAGGAAACUGACCACUCGUCCUGUCCAUCUGCAUCUCUUCAAUGACUGUCUUUUGCUGUCCCGACCCCGAGAAGGCAGCCGGUUCCUGGUAUUUGACCAUGCUCCAUUCUCCUCCAUUCGAGGGGAAAAGUGUGAAAUGAAGCUGCAUGGACCUCACAAGAACCUCUUCCGUCUGUUCCUGCUGCACAACACACAGGGCACCCAAGCAGAGUUCCUCUUCCGCACUGAGACUCAAAGUGAAAAGCUUCGAUGGAUCUCAGCCUUGGCCAUGCCCAGAGAGGAGUUGGACCUGCUUGAGUGCUAUGAUUCCCCACAGGUUCAGUGUCUCCGCGCCUACAAGCCCCGAGAGAAUGAUGAGUUGGCACUAGAGAAGGCGGAUGUGGUGAUGGUGACUCAGCAGAGCAGCGAUGGCUGGCUGGAGGGUGUGAGACUCUCAGAUGGGGAGCAAGGCUGGUUCCCCGUCCAACAAGUAGAGUUUAUUUCCAAUUCAGAAGUCCGUGCACAGAACCUCAAAGAGGCCCAUCGAGUCAAGACUGCCAAACUGCAGCUGGUACAACAGCAAGUCUAACUGUUCUUGGGAAAGAGUCUUCUGAGAUCAUGAACAAGCAUUCCUGGAAAUGGCUGGCCCCAGGGACCUGCUACAGAGGCCGUCUGUGGACCAGGAACUCAGCCUUCUGAAAGCCCAAGGACUGACUCAGUCCCUUGCUCCAGUACUUCUUUCAUUUUGUGCUUGGUGGGGAAUAUUGAGUGACUUCACACUGGAUUCUGGGAUCCUUUUUUUGAAUGAAAAGGGACUGUGGGGCCUGAGCCUAGGCAGUGUACUUCCCACUACCAGAUGGUGCUUGUACAUCAUCUGCUGCUACAGUGCAGAUUCAGAGCUGGCCAGAUGUGAGGUUGUGGACAAAUGUUACCAGAUGGACCUCAGCCCACUGGAGAGUGGGGUUGAACGGGGAUUAGCACAUCAGGUGGGGAGGUGGACCUGCUGACCUCUAGGGUAUCUUCGGAUCUAGAGAUUCUCCUCAGUGCAUGCGCCCCUGAGGUCUUUGUUUCUUGGUGGCAAUGUGAGGGUGGCAUUCUCUCACUCUAAUAAACUUGGCACUUCUCUGAGUGUUUUCUUCUCAGACCACUCCGCACUCACUGAACAAGAUUCACAAUGCAGAAUCCUUUAAGAACUCCAGCCUAUGUGAUGUGU